AUGUUCUGCACUGGAGCUCUGUUGCCGUGCAUCCUCUUCUGCGUGACAGACAUCUCGGCGCCGCCCUGCCGCCAUUUGGAUUAUCUGCCGAGAGCCCAUUGCCUUAGCGCGUGGGGGGUUGCUGCGACUGACGAAGCCCCGCUGACCGGCUGUGCGCACUGCAGCGUGUGCGCUGGGGGCGCCCCUGUGGGAGCUGUGAGCGGCGCCGUAUCGGCUCGCGGCGGGGGCGUGGCUGGUGGCUGGGGUCUGCCCACCGGCUCGUCUGCCCACCGGCUCGUCUGCCACCGGCUCGUCUGCCCACCGGCUCGAUCCCCACGGCUUGUCUGCCACCGGCUCGUCAUGCCCACCGGACUCGUCUGCCCACCGGCUUCGUCUGCCACCGGCUCGUCUGGCCCACCUGGCUCGUCUGCCCACCGGCUCGUCUGCCCCACCGGCUCGUCUGCCCCCCCGGCCUCCGUCUGCCCCCCGGCUCGUCUGCCCCCCGGGCUCGUCUGCCCCCCCGGCUCGUCUGCCCCACGGCUGUCUGCCCCCUGCUCGUCUGCCCCAGGCCGCUCUGCCCACCGCUCGUCUCCCCCGGCUCGUCUGCCCCCCGGCUCGUCUGCCACCGGCUCGUCUCUGCCCACCGGCUCGUCUGCCCACCGGCCUUCGUCUGCCCCCCGGCUCGUCUGCCCCACCGGCUCGUCUGCCCACCGCUCGGUCUGCCACCGGCUCUGUCUGCCCACCGGCUCGGCUGCACCACCGGCCUCGGUCUGCCCACCGGCUCGUCUGCCCACCGGCUCGUCUGCCACCGGGCUCGUCUGCCCAACCGGCUCGUCUGCCAGCGGCUCGUCUGCCCAGCGGGCUCGGGGAGGAGCCGGCCGCGAUGCAGCACGGCAGCAAGAGCAGCGCGUCUUCGGCGUCGUGCGUGCGCGCGGGGGCGUGGCUGAGGGCGCUGGCGGCGGCGGCGACGAUGGCGGCAAUGGUGGGGGCGGGGUCGAGGGCGACCCGCCGGGCCGCGUUCGCCGGCAGGUGACGUUAGGCGCCGUCACUCCCCGCGUGGUCUUCCUGCACGUCCGCCGCCGCGGCCCCGCCUCCGCCGCUGCCGCCCCCGACAGCGAGGACGCUUUAAGCAUCAUCCACACGCUGCAUGCGAUUGGUUGCGAGCGUUGUUGCCGUUGGUGGUUACGCCGCCGCCGCGCCGCCGCGACCGCCCGCGUUUCAGUGUGCAUGCUCCAAGUAUACUACACACGUUGCAGCCAGUCGCGUGCGACACUUGCCAUAAGGGCCGGUGUCACCGCCACCGCCGCCGCCGUCGGGAUGUCAUUACUACCUGCUUUUGCAUGGGCGUGGUCCCAAGGAUCCUACACACGUUGCAACCGGUUGCAUGCGACAGCUGUGCUGUCACUAUCAGUAUACCGCGGACUUUCGAUUUCAGAGGAGCAUUAUUGCUUUCAACAACUGACACAAGCUGCAAGCGAUAGCGUGUGGCGGUCCUGUUAG
This is a messenger RNA of Gryllus bimaculatus (two-spotted cricket), 1479 nucleotides long. The record is from the annotation of a GenBank genome assembly. Lineage: Eukaryota; Metazoa; Arthropoda; Insecta; Orthoptera; Gryllidae.